AUGGUCACCACCCGCUCCUCCGCCGCAGCCCAGGCGCGCUCACGAUCAGGCACACCGGCCACCCAGCCCACGCCGUCCCCCGCCAAAAAAGCAACCCCCAGCAUCGACCCCGCUACCAAGAAGCGGACUAUCGCCCACAUGAACAAGGACCACACCGACGACAUGUCCGCCAUCCUGCAGCACUACUCCCACCUGUCCGUCUCGCAGGCCGACGGCGCGGAGAUGCUAGACAUUGACCUCACUGCCAUGACCAUUCGCUCCGCGUCGGGCACACAUACCGUCCCUGUUACCCCUCCCAUGGACACCUGGGACGACCGCCGGGUGAGGCUGGUGGCCAUGACGGCCGACGCGCGCAAGGCCCUGGGGCUCGACGACGACGACGGUCACGACGUCGCCCCGGCCGCCACCCCGGCCGCCGAGGACACGAGCACGAGCUCCGGCCCUGGCGCACAGCCCGCGGCCCCGCGCCACGUCCCUCCCCAAGGCACAGACUGGAUCAGCUUCGCGGGCGUGUCCUUCUACUUCCUCUGCGCAGGCCUUGUCUACAGCAAGCUCGUGACCCCGGAGUCCCCCGCCUGGCGCGCCCUCGAGGCCGUCCGCUUCCCCCAGGGCCCCGUGGGCUUCAUCUGGCUGGUCGAGGCGCUCUUCAUGCCCGUGCUGGCCAUCCACGUCGCCGAGGCCUGGUGGAUGGACCGCUCGCGCCUCGCCCCGGCCGGUGUGGCCCGCGGCUCGAGGGUCUGGCUCCUGUGGGUCUGCAACGCCUUCCUCGAGGGCGUGCCGGCGUACCGGCGGUGGGAUCGGGUCGUCAAGGCCAAGGCCGACUAG
Molecule: messenger RNA, 825 nt
Organism: Diaporthe citri
Lineage: Eukaryota; Fungi; Ascomycota; Sordariomycetes; Diaporthales; Diaporthaceae
Exons: 1
Coding region: 1-825 (274 amino acids)
Source: RefSeq, a predicted model, not a curated record